This is a messenger RNA of Engraulis encrasicolus (European anchovy), 2276 nucleotides long. Its product is annotated as homeobox protein Hox-B3a-like. The record is from RefSeq and is a predicted model, not a curated record. Gene Ontology annotation, biological process: anterior/posterior pattern specification; regulation of transcription by RNA polymerase II; embryonic skeletal system morphogenesis. The transcript has 5 exons. Gene Ontology annotation, cellular component: nucleus. The coding region runs from base 649 to 1884 and encodes 411 amino acids. Gene Ontology annotation, molecular function: RNA polymerase II cis-regulatory region sequence-specific DNA binding; DNA-binding transcription factor activity, RNA polymerase II-specific. NCBI's taxonomy places the organism in Eukaryota, Metazoa, Chordata, Actinopteri, Clupeiformes, Engraulidae.
CACCUCUGUUUUCUUAGGUCUGGUUUCUUUCGUUCAAAUUAUGCAUUGUGAAUGUGCGUUAGUUUAGGCUUUACGUGCUGAAGUCGAUGAGAUGGAUGAAGCGCCCCAGCCUCUCGCGCCAUGCUAAUGAAGCAAGUGAUUAGGAUUUCCGAUUCCGUGCGGCGUUCAAAGUGUCAGGACGUCACUGAAAGCUUUGCUCAUUUUUCAUCCAACUCUUUGGUUCUUCCUAAUAUGUUUAUAAUGUUGUAUUAGCAUCGAAACUUGAUAACAACGCGCUACCAUGAAGGGCGGAGAGCCAGUCGCGUCGUGUGGAGGACCCCCUCGACAGAUGAGAAAUUACCAACAAAGCAACAGAUGUGGAGGGACCCUGGCCACACGGAAUCGAGCAAGACUUCGUUUCUCCUCCAUAUACUUCAACCCCAAUUCCUGGAUAACAUGAUUCAUUCACGGGGAGAGGAGUUGUCUGCAGAAAGGUGUUUCAUAUGUCUACCAGGGAGACUGCCUGGACUGGACAAAGUCAACGUUGAUUUUGGUCACCCUCCAAGAGGCCUUGGCUACGGGACUGUCACGUGACAUCUGGUGUCUGCGAUGUGUCCUCAGAGGCUCUAGUCUUUCCACCGCCGGGCCCCUUUCCCCUGCUUCAACCCGAUGAAAACCUCUCUGGAGAUGCAGGAAACGGCUGCAGCGACCAUCGCUGCCGUCGACUGUCCGGGAUUUGAGGCAUACGGUCCACCACUCCAGGGACUUGACUUCCUUCACGCGCCUCCUCGCCACGUCCAGGCCUCGGCACAGUCGGAGGGAGCCGGCUGCACAUUUCAGUGUUUUGACAACUGCGCCCCUUCCCAACAACACGGUGAACCUGGGGAGCAGUACAUGGGCUGCUUGAACGCUUGCCCGCCAGUUGGACUCCUUCAAAGCUCUGCUGCUGUGUCGACCCUGAGGUUGGAAGGCUCCUUCUCGCUACAAAACGGGGUCGACGAUGAGCUGGAGGAGGAGGAGGAGGAGGAAGGCGAUGAAAUUACUUCCCCCUUCCAUGACAACAAGCGAGCUGUCGGCAAUCACGUUUUCCCCUGGAUGAAGGAGUCCAGGCAAAACUCGAAAGUCAAACGCAGUCCCCCUCCUACUGCGCAUAGGCCUACAGUUAAUGAUGAAAACGGGAGCCACGGACAUGGGAAAAGCCCGGGUGGUGGUGCACCAUCUGCGUCCAAAAGGGCUCGCACCGCCUACACCAGUGCCCAACUCGUCGAGCUGGAAAAGGAGUUCCACUUCAACCGUUACCUGUGCCGCCCCCGGCGCGUGGAGAUGGCCAACCUGCUCAACCUUACCGAGAGGCAGAUCAAGAUAUGGUUCCAGAAUCGACGGAUGAAAUACAAAAAGGACGAUAAGUUCAAAGGUGUCUCCGUGUCCUCCUCCUCAGAGUCUUCGCCCAGUGGAAGCCCAACUUUGUGCCUGCCAGCAGGCCCGAUGCGUCAAAACGACAAUAAAAUGUUGACCUCCUUCAACACGUCUCAGUAUGGCGUUUAUGGUUUACACACCACCUAUCCUAAUGCUCUACAUUCCACUUUUUCCCCUCCACAAAAAUACUUCAAUUCGACUCAGUAUGACCACCAGGAGUCAUCAAAUUACAAUUACAUGACGUCCAGUGUUCAGGAAAACUCCGUGUUUUCGGGCGAGAGCUACGGUGGUCCAGCACCUGUGUACAGACUCAAUCACCUGUCUCAGGUGGGGUGUUCUGACCUCGAUGGCUCCAUGCAAGUGCCAGAGAGUCCACAAUACGAUCUGUGUGAUUCAGACAUGACCUAUGUACAGCACACAACACAGUACUCCCCACACCGCCAUUCUCAGGACGCACAUCUUCAGGCAGAUAGAUUGACACAUUUGUAGCUGGAAUUGUCGAUUUCGACACUUAUCUUCAGGGCCAUAAAAAGCAUGCACAAAUUUAAUAUUCCACCGCCAAUAAGCUACAUUGUGUUUAUUUUUUUGCUAAUUUAUUUUAACACUUGUGUUAGAAGUAUUGUUGGAACUUAAUUGUAUUUUAACUAUUUAUUGUUGUUUUACUUGAAUCUCCAUACUAGUAGGCUAGGCUAUUUAUUUCAUUUAGACGAUGGCACGAUGAAGGCUUUCCUAGGCCUACGUUAAUAUUCUACAAAAGUGCAAUGGGUUAAUGAUGAUUUGUGUAGAUAUUGAAUCAAUUUUACUUGCAAUCUAUAAAUGUGUGUCUUUCUGGUAGAAUAUUCAAAUAAAAUGCGUACGUUUAUAUGUCACAAUGUCACUGA